GGAGCAAAGUGCAAAGUUAUUUUUCCUGGACCCUGGAACAGUCAGCAGGGAGUAGAUGGACAGCUGGGACUGACCAUCUCUGUAGUCCUCCCAACCAUGAAGCUGUUAUGGAUACUGCUUUGGGUUUCAAGCCUUUUCACCUUGACUGUACAGGAAGCCAGGCUGCUGAUCUUUUCACCCUCUGUGGUUCGCCUGGGUGUGCCACUUUCAGUGGGACUGCAACUCCAGGGAGUCCCAAAGGGGCAGAAAGUCAAGGGUAUUAUCUUCCUGAGAAAUCCAUCAGGGCCCCCGGUGCAUUGCUCAGAGGAUGUGCCCUUUACCCUGGACUCUGACCAUGACUUUGAGCUACUUAGUCUCCCGGUCCCAUUGAUUCAUGUACAGCGUUGUGGUCUCAAUAAGCUUCACAAGACACGUCUUGUACAACUUAUGGCUAAGACAUCAUGGCUGAAAACGACUCUGUCUCGACAAACAGACACUCAGGGUGUCAACCUGUUGUUUUCCUCACGUCGGGGUCAUCUUUUUCUACAGACAGACCAGCCCAUUUACAACCCUGGCCAGCGUGUGCGAUUCCGAGUCUUUGCUCUGAAUCAGAAUAUGAGACCAUCCACAGAUACCCUGACUAUUACUGUUCAAAACUCUCAUGGACUUCAAGUACGGAAGAGUAAGAUAUUUCCUAGAAGAUCCAUUUUCCAAGAUGAUUUUAUGAUACCUGACAUCUCAGAGUCUGGAACCUGGAGGAUCUCAGCUCAAUUCUCUGAUAGCUUAGAGUCCAACAGCAGUACAGAGUUUCAGGUGAAAAAAUAUGUUCUCCCCAACUUUGAGGUGAAAAUCAUACCUGAAGAGCCCUAUGUGUUGGUAGCUCCUGGUGUUGAUAUGCAGAUCCAUCUGAAAGUACAGGCCAAGUAUGUUUAUGGAAAGUCAGUUCAGGGAGUGGCUUAUAUUCGAUUUGGAGUCUUAGGUGAACAUGGUGAAAAGAAAUUUCUUCGAGGACUAGAGAAACAGUCCAAGUUGUCAGAUGGCCUCUGUAGCAUUACCCUCUCAGGAGCAGAGAUCCAGAAGGCAUUGAACAUCACUACAAUGGAUGGUCUUCAAGGGUUUCAUCUCUAUGUGGCAGCUGCUGUCAUUGAAUCCCCUGGAGGAGAGCUAGAAGAAGCUGAACUUACCUCCUUGCGCUUUGUCUCAUCUCCAUUUUCGGUGGAUCUCAGUAGCACCCAGAAAUAUUUCAUACCAGGAACCCCUUUCCUGCUACAGGGCUUGGUUCAGGAUGUCUCGAACUCUCCAGCCCCUGGUAUCCCCAUCAAAGUUUCCAUCAAAUUUAUCACCUCAGGUGUUAAUUCUAAUAUCCAGGUUCUUAACCUUAACACAGAUGAAAGGGGUCAACUCAGCAUCCCCAUCAAUAUUCCCCAGGCUACUCAAAAGUUGGAGCUCAUGGUAUCUGCGGGAUCCCCCUUCCCAGCAGAAGCCACCAUUAUUGCCCAGGCUCCACCUUCUGGAAGCUCUGGUCUCUUGUCCAUGGAGCGGCUGGAUUCUAGGCCUCCUCGUGUAGGACAGACAUUCACUCUAAAUCUUCAUGCGGUGGGAAUUGAUGGUGCUGCUUUCUCCCAUUACUACUACAUGGUCUUGUCACGUGGAGAGAUCAUAUCUGUGCAUCGAGUGGCAAAAGGGGCUGUGACCUCUAUCUCUGUUCCUGUAACCCCCCAACUUGUACCUUCUUUCCGCCUCAUCGCCUUCUAUCACCACAAUGGUCUGCUAGUCGCCAACUCCUUGAAAGUAGAUGUCCAAGUGGGAGAUUGUGAGGGGAAGCUGGAAAUGAAAGUGGAGAGGGGAGAUCUUCGACCUGGGGACCAGCUGAGGCUAAAUUUAUACACAGAUUCCUCAGCCAUUGUAGCUCUGGGAGCUGUGGAUACUGCAGUGUAUGCCGCAGGUGGCCGGAAACACAGCCCUCUCCAUAUGAAUAAGGUCUUCACUGCCAUGAACAGCUAUGAUCUGGGUUGUGGUCCUGGGGGUGGGAUCGAUGCUCUCCAGGUUUUUGAGUCUGCUGGUUUGAUGUUUUCAGAUGGAUACAAGUGGACCUCACCCAGGGAAAACCUGAGAUGCAAAGAAAAUAAAAGCCGAAAAAGAAGAAAUGUGGAUUUCCAGAAGGCAAUUCUUCAGAAGAUGAAUCAAUAUGUUGGUCAAGUCAAGCACUGCUGCAAAGAUGGGAUGACACCAUUGCCGAUGCGUCGAUCCUGCAAAGAACGAAUGGCCAGAGUACCAGAACCCACCUGCCGUGAGGCCUUCCUGUCCUGCUGCCAAUUUGCUGAAGAGCUUCGUAAAAAGACCCGCAUUAGAGGCAGCAUGGGGCUUGCCCGAGCCCAGGAUAUGUGGAACGAGGAAGAAGAACUGCUCGUUGAAGAUGAUAUCCUCGUCCGGAGUUAUUUCCCUGAGAACUGGCUCUGGACCCUGUUGCCAGUAGACAAAACUGAAAAGUUUUCUGACUUUGUCCCUGAUUCCCUGACCACAUGGGAAAUCCAUGCUGUGAGCCUUUCCCAGACAAAAGGUAUUUGUGUGGCUCAACCUGUUCAGGUUAAAGUUUUCCAAGAAUUCCACUUACAUCUUCGCCUUCCUUACUCUGCACGAAGAUUUGAGCAGUUAGAGCUUCGACCCGUCAUCUAUAACUACCUGAACAAGAAUCUGUCUGUGGAUGUCCAGGUGUCUCCUGUGGAAGGGCUGUGUCUGGCUGGUGGUGGUGGCAGAAAGCUAAAGUUGGAAGUGCCUGCUGUCUCAGCAUGGCCUGUCUCCUUUCCUGUCGUGCCCAUGGUUGCUGCUGAUGUGCCCCUGAAGGUCGUGGCCCAGGGACCUUUUGGAAUUGGAGAUGCUGUGGCUAAAGUUCUACACAUUGAGAGAGAAGGAGCAGUUCAGAUAAAGGAGUAUGCCUACAAGCUGAAUCCUUUAGAUUCCCGUGGCCGGACCUUUGAUAUUCCUGGGGAGAACCCAUCCAAUAUUAUCCCUGAUGGAGACUUCAGUAGUAUUGUUCGUGUUACAGCCUCUGAACCCAUGGAGACCCUGGGCUCUGGGGGGGCCCUGUCCCCAGGAGGGCUAGGAUCUUUGCUGAGGGUGCCUCGGGGCUGUGCAGAACAAACCAUGGUCUACCUGUCCCCCACACUUGCUGCUUCCCGUUAUCUGGACAAGACCGAGCAGUGGGGGAAGCUUCCUCCUGAGAUGAAAGACCGUGCAUCAGAUCUCAUCCAGAAAGGCUAUGCUCGUAUCUUGCAAUUCAGAAAAAGAGAUGGUUCCUAUGGAGCUUGGUUACACCGGGAUAGCAGCACUUGGCUCACAGCUUUUGUCCUUAAAGUGCUCAGCAUAGCCCAGGAGCAAGUGGAUGGCUCUCUGGAAGGGCUGAGGGAGACAGUCCGGUGGCUUCUGACAAAGCAGCUUGGAGAUGGUUCUUUCCAGGACCCUUGUCCAGUGAUCCAUAGAGAUAUGCAGGGUGGCCUAGUGGGACCUGACGAGUCUGUGGCCCUAACUGCCUUUGUAGUUGUGGCCCUCCAGCAUAGCUUGAUUGCCUUCCAUACUUCUGAGGAUGAUCCUGACAAGGAGAGAGUGGAAGAGAUGCUGCAGGAAGUGAAAGCCUCUAUUUCACGUGCUGACUCAUUCCUGGUGGCAAAAGCAAGUGCUGGGCUCCUGGGAUCUCAUGCAGCUGCCAUUACAGCCUAUGCCCUGACCCUGACUAAGGCCCCCGAAACUGAUCGGAAUCUGGCCCAUAACAAUAUUAUGACUAUGGCACAAGGAAAAGGAGAUGAUUUAUACUGGGGUCCAGUUGCUGGGUCUCAAAAUAAUGCUAUCUUACCAACUCCAAGUGCCAGUGGUGGCCCCUCACAGCCCACUCCCCUGGCUCCGGCCCUGUGGGUAGAAACAACAGCCUAUGUAUUGCUCCAUCUCCUUUUGCGAGAGGGGAAGGCUGAGUUGGCUGAUCAGGCUGCAAGCUGGCUAACUCACCAGGCGAGCUUCCAAGGGGGAUUCCGCAGUACCCAGGACACAGUAGUUGCUCUGGAUGCCCUAUCUGAGUACUGGAUUGCCAGCCAUACGACCACAAAGAGCACAUUAAAUGUGACUCUGAGCAGUGAGAAUCGCCAAGGAACUAAAGCCCACAUCAUUAAAUUAAACAACGAUCAAACAUCAGGGAUACAAGAGGAUCUACAGUUCCCCUUGGGCAGCAAGAUCACUGUCAAGGUGGAAGGAAGCGGCAAAGGGACCUUAAAGAUUCUACAUAAAUUCAACAUUCUGGAGGAGAAAAAUACAACUUGUAAGGACUUCAGGCUGGAAGUGAUAGUCACAGGCUCUGUCCAAUAUUCAGAGGAAUCUGAUGAUGACUAUGAAUACUAUGAGGAAGAGCCCCAACUUAGGGAUGACCCAAGUCCCUUGGUGUCUCCUGUGACACCCCUGCAUCUAUUUGAGGGUCGUCGGAACCGCAGAAAGAGGGAAGCACCCAAGGCAGGAGAUGAGAAGGAGCAGAAGGUGCAUUAUGAAGUAUGCAUCUGGCGAAGUGAUGGAGUCAGAUUCCCUGGAAUGGCUAUCGUAGACAUCACCCUGCUGAGUGGAUUCCAUGCUCUACAGAGUGAUCUAGAAAAGUUGACCUCACUCUCAGAUCGUUACGUGAGUCACUUUGAGACCCAAGGACCCCAUGUCCUGCUGUACUUCGAUUCGGUUUCAGCAUCCCGGGAUUGUGUGGGCUUUGAGGCUGUGCAGGAGGUGCCUGUGGGGUUGGUGCAACCAGCAAGUGCUGUUCUUUAUGACUACUAUGAACCUGACCAGAAAUGUGUUGUGUUCUAUGGGGCCCCACGUAAGAGUAAACUCCUAUCCACACUGUGUUCUGGGGAUGUUUGCCAGUGUGCAGAAGGAAAAUGUCCUAAAAAAUACAGAAUCACAGAAGUGGAAAAAAUGGAGGAAGAAGUCAGGAUGAACUAUGCUUGCUAUGAUCCACGUGUACAUUAUGGUUUCCAGGUCGAAGUUCUCCGGGCAGAGGACAAAGCUGCCUUCCGACUCUUUGAAACUAGGAUUACCCGUGUUCUGCACUAUACUCAAGAUGUUAAAGUUGGUAUUGGCCAGACUCGAAACUUCCUGGUCCGAGUUUCCUGUCGCUUGCAGCUCGAACCUGGAAAGGAAUAUUUGAUCAUGGGACUUGAUGGAGUCACCUUCGACAUUAAGGAACAGCCCCAGUAUUUGCUGGACUCCAUGACUUGGAUUGAGGAGAUACCUUCUGAAAAGAACUGCCAAGCCUUAAGAUAUCGGUCUGCUUGUGCCAACCUCAGUGAAUUCCUCCAGAAAUAUGAAACACAGGGUUGUCAAGUUUAGGGGAUGAUAUUCUCUCCCUCCUCUCCCCCACCUCCAUAGAAUUUCCUGUCGUUCACACCUGCUGUGUGCUUUCUCAUCCCUUCUUUAUGAAUGGAAGAGAAGCCUAAUUCCAUCAGGAUUUACUCUUGACUUCUACUUUCCUUCUAUUCUCAUCUCUCAAACUAGAAACCAACUUAAUAAAAAUUGUUUGAUGACUAAGUCAG
Sarcophilus harrisii (Tasmanian devil) is the source of this 5537-nucleotide messenger RNA. Its product is annotated as complement C4. Gene Ontology annotation, biological process: complement activation. Lineage: Eukaryota; Metazoa; Chordata; Mammalia; Dasyuromorphia; Dasyuridae. Gene Ontology annotation, molecular function: endopeptidase inhibitor activity; protein binding. The record is from RefSeq and is a predicted model, not a curated record. The transcript has 41 exons. Bases 97 to 5334 code for a protein of 1745 amino acids. Gene Ontology annotation, cellular component: extracellular region.